AGCCUCAGAGACAGAGCAAGGCAGUCAGUAAAAGCUGCGAGUUCCAGCAAGCAGGGGCUGCCUAUUCAUACUCAGCAACCUAUUGCAUUCUGGCUUCAACCCCCACCCUCAAAACACGCACACUUGGACUGAUCGCAAGUGAUCUAUCUGCAGAAUAAUCCUGCUGGCAUCCAACCACUGUGCGAUUGCUUCUCCGCUGGAUUAACUUCCUCGCAAAGCUUUUUUCUAUUAGUUCCCCUUCCUCCUGUAACCCUUUGCAGCUGCCUGCUCCUCUCUCCCCUGUCUCAGAGUGUAAGCUUGUCUUGUGGUCAUGGAGUGUAUAAUUUCCUUUCUAUCUAGGCUGGAGGGAGCUGUCCAGGUGCUGUAAAAGUGGAUGUCAGGCUUGGAUUUAUGUUCUUGAAGGAAUAGAACAGAGCAAACAGGACCCGAGUAAGUUUUGAUCAGGGAGGAUGCAGCCUGUGUACUGGCUCUCUGUGCUCCUGCUCCAAGCCACCCUUCAGCUGAUGAUAUGCACAAAUUCAAUGGGUGCUGGAAAAACUGGAAAUCAAAAAUCAGGAAAUUCAAUAUCAACACUUAAACAUAUAUGGACAGAAAGUAAUAAAGAAUUGUCAAUCAGCCGACUCAUUUCACAGACUUUUCGGGGAAAAGAGAACCAAACAGCCUUGAAUAUAAGAUAUGACACACCUGAACCUUAUACAGAACAGGAACUCUGGGAAUGGCUGAGGAACUCCACAGAUCUGCAAGAGCCUCGUCCCAGAGCUAAAAGACGGCCUAUUGUCAAGACAGGAAAAUUUAAGAAAAUGUUUGGAUGGGGUGAUUUUCACUCCAACAUCAAAACUGUGAAGCUAAACUUAUUGAUAACAGGGAAAAUCGUAGAUCAUGGCAAUGGAACCUUCAGUGUUUACUUUAGACACAAUUCUACUGGGCAAGGAAAUGUAUCUGUAAGCUUAGUCCCCCCAACUAAAAUUGUGGAAUUUGACUUGACACAACAAACGGUAAUUGAUGCUAAAGAUUCAAAGUCUUUUAAUUGUCGCAUUGAAUAUGAAAAAGUUGACAAAGCUACCAAGAACACACUUUGUAACUAUGAUCCUUCAAAAACAUGCUACCAGGAACAGACCCAGAGUCAUAUGUCCUGGUUGUGCUCCAAACCCUUCAAAGUGAUCUGUAUUUACAUAUCCUUUUAUAGUACAGAUUAUAAACUAGUUCAAAAAGUGUGUCCUGAUUACAACUAUCACAGUGACACACCUUAUUUCCCUUCUGGUUGACAUUUUCAUGAAUGCAAGACUUUACCUCUAAUGAAUAAAAUGUGUCUGGGCUGGAACCUUGUUGAAGAAAGUCACAUCAGUUUCCUGGAAUGUGUCUACCUUGCCAAUGAUUUCACUUUCAAAUAAAACUAAUAUUGGAAAUUAUUCAGAUGUAAUUUAGUUUCCCUGGGUCACCCUAUGUAUCAUUUGAUAGAUGUAAGCCAUAGUGGUUAUAAAGCAAAUGCACAUUGUAAGUGACUGUUUGUUAAGAUCUUUGUUUAGAAAAUUUUCAUUGUCUUUUUAUACACAAUGUUUCAUGCCAGUAUUACAAGAACCAAAAUGAUCAGCCAUAUCAGCGGAUAACAAUGAAGAGUAGUAGAAAUAUACAGUAUAAUUUGCUGUCCUGAUUACACUUUAUUAGGUGUUUGCCUAGAGAAACAUUUGGAAGAACUGUCAAAGGAAUUAAAAUAUCAAAGAAAAAAAACAAAAAAACCCUGAGAUGAUUUCCUCCAGUGUGUGGUUUUGAAACAAUUUUUUAGAGUCAAUAGCAGAAAACUAAAAAAGUAGGCACAUUUAAGGUUGUAUAGUGUGACAUAUAUUCACUAAAGGGAGCCCGUCACAAAUAAAGAUGAUCAUUCAUUUAAAAUUGACAUGAUAUUUUUUGGAUUUGGAAAUAUUAAAUAUAAACACAUAAUAUUGUAUAAACUGAAGGGACAAAGAUGAUAUCAUGUAAGUUAUAAGUUACUGGCAUCUUUAUUGCAGUAUAUUGUAACUACUUCAAUAUCCUAGUAAACAUUUGUAUGAAUGGUUUGUAUUGUACAUAGUUUAACCAGUGUUACUUGAGCAGCAUAUUAAUAUAACUAGUAAUUGUCUCUGCUUGUUAUUGGUUAAAAUACAAACAAGGAAAUGAGGAACCCAUUUUAUCAACAUAGCUGUAAACUUCAU
Xenopus laevis (African clawed frog) is the source of this 2189-nucleotide messenger RNA. RefSeq names its product neurexophilin 1 S homeolog (gene nxph1.S). NCBI's taxonomy places the organism in Eukaryota, Metazoa, Chordata, Amphibia, Anura, Pipidae. Bases 450 to 1265 code for a protein of 271 amino acids. The transcript is spliced from 2 exons. The record is from RefSeq and is a predicted model, not a curated record.